UCUGAAGCUUUUCUAUUGGCUACAUAUUUGACCAAUUCUUUUGCUGCAUGCGUACCGACCAUGGGCGAGAUGAACCCUCGCCGGGAUCUGCGGAUGUCGUCGACAUGAAGGACGCGUCACCAGCGCCUUCCACCUCCUCCGGGGGAUUCCAGCGCGCGGAUCCUUCGUCUGCGUCGUCUUUUGGACACGACCGCCCGGCACUACGAGAACGCACCUCUCCCAGCUACAGAUCGACGGCCACAAGUCGCUUAAUGGCACCAACGGCAUCGUCGUUAGCGCAUCGAUGAUUUGGAUGUUUUGAUCCUGUCGUCGACCUGACUCCUACGGAGCCUACUGGUUUCGGGAGUGAGCCACAGUUUUAGAAAACUACUCUAAUAAUUGUUAAUCUCAUAGGUGGUUGCUUUUCGCCAUUUUUUCUAAUCAAGUUAUGCCAUCAUGAUUUACU
Molecule: messenger RNA, 445 nt
Organism: Phytophthora nicotianae INRA-310
Lineage: Eukaryota; Oomycota; Peronosporomycetes; Peronosporales; Peronosporaceae
Exons: 2
Coding region: 48-287 (79 amino acids)
Source: RefSeq, a predicted model, not a curated record